UGUUUUUGUUGUCACACCUCUUUUUAGUCAGGCUACGUGGUUACUAGUAAGCAUUUAUUUUAAUCUUUUUUCUUCUAAGUCUCGAAUAUUAUAAUUAGGGUGGACGAACGACAGCACUUAACGGCUUAAUAAUGUCAUGAAAGUCGUUGAAAACCAAGGUGUUUGUUUGCAGGUGUAGCGGGCAGUUAUGUCCUCUAAGGAAGAUGGUCUGUCCUCGGAGGACUUGAGGAAGAGACUCUAUCAAACCUUCAAAAACAAAGGAGUGCUCGAUACACUCAAAGCACAGAUGCGGAAUCAGCUCAUCCAGGAGUUGAAGCUUUCACCUCUGACAGGACACGAUCAGAGAUCAAUACCUGUGAAACUCGAACCACUAUUAGUUUCAGCGUGUAACAGCAUAGUGGUGGAUCACCUCCGCAGCUCGGGGUACGAGUACACGCUGUCUGUGUUCUGCCCUGAAAGUGGUUUAAGUAAAGAGAAGGUUUUCAAGAAAGAAGACCUUCUUCAGCUUCUCAAAAUUAGCCCGGAAUCAGCCCUGUAUACAUAUCUGUCAAGUAAAGAAAACAGCAAUAAGGGGUUCCUGCUCAGUCUUUUAACACAGCUCACACACCAUUAUACUCACAGUCUCCGCCAAGACGCUGACGUCCAGACAAGUGCAUCAUCAACUUACGGAGAGUCUCUUGUUGAGAAGAUGAAAGUCAUUGAUAAGGAAUAUGAGCGCACACGUUGCAGUGAAGACAAAAUGUUUUCUUUCCAAUCAAAACUGGCUUGCUACAGAAAAGAAACGGAGGCCCAGAUGGAAGCAGAAAUGAACACAAAGCUGCAACAUUUUAAAGAAGUUGAAAUUGCCAAAGUAAGGAUAGAAGAAAAGAGCAAAUUUCACAAAGAAUUUGAAAAUUUGAAGCAAGAACUGGAGAGAACUUACGAAAUGAAGGCAAAAGCACUGAUGGAGCGAGAGAAAAAUGCUAUUGAAAGGUUACAAAAACAGCAAGAGAUUGACGAAAAGGGUGUGUACAUGCAAAGACAGUCCAUGUUGAAAGACAUUGAAUCACUACGUAACAGAGAAAAUGAGCUGAGGAUGAGGAACGAAGCUUUUGAAAAGACUUGUCAGAUUCACGCGGAGAAAGUCAAAACGACCGAAGAGCUGUUGAGGAGGAGAGAACUGGCCGUGAAGACCAUGGAGGACACGUAUGACCAAAGGCUGAACAAUGAACUUUCCAGGUGUCAGCUUGAAUUGAAAGAGGAAUUCAUCAAAAGAACAGAAAAACUCACAGAAAGUGAGAACAGAAAUAAAGCUGAAACUGUUCGAAUCCAGAAGGAGGCAGCCAUAAUUGACUCCAGAUUAGAGGACCACAACAGAACAUGUUCAGAGUUUACACGGGUGCAGUUGGAACUAGACACAGCAAAGCAGCAGAUUUCUCUGCUGACUCAACAGAAGGAGCUGUUGACGGAAAGACUGGAGAGCACUAGCGACUACCCCAGUUUGAGGAGAGAGAAAGCAGAGCUGCAGGGGCAGAUGCAGCUGCUCAAGAAACAGCUGGAGGAAGCCCAAGAGGAGAACCGGCAUCUACACGCAGAAAUGUCCAAGCCAUCCAAAGAGCAACUGGCCUUGCAGAUGGAACUUCAGAGGCUGCAGAAUGCUCGCAGACUGGACGAGGAAGAGUUUGACAACCAGAAGCAGCUGCUGCAGGCGCAGCUCCAGAAUGAGGUGGAGCGAUGUGCUCAGCUCAAGGCUCAGCUGACGGACUGUGAGGAGAGGUCACAGUGGAUGACUAACCACGUUGAAGACAUCAAGAUGCAGCUUCGUCAAACUCAACAAGCACUUGAGAAUGAGGUACUGCGUAACCCCAAGCCGUCUCUCGUUGAUCGCUCGGUCCUGCAGCUCAGCGCCGACGAGCUCGUUCCCCCUGACAUCUAUGUGGACAGAGCCCUGCUGAGGGCCAGGGGGGGUUACAGCCAUGUUUACGAAGCAGGCGGGCCAUCGCGAGGGCACAAGUCGCCAUGGAAAGAUGGUCCCGACCCCGACAUGGAGAUGGUGGUAGAAGCCAAGACUCGGAUCCAGGAGCUGCAAAGGGAGGCAGAGAGUUUGGAGGAGGCCUACAGGAACUACCAGCAGAGGGCGGUGCACUCCACCAUCUCACACAUGCUUCCUCCAAGACCCCUCUCCCCCCAACAAGCAUUUCCCGCGAAUCGUGCCAGCUCAGCUCUCAGAAAACAAGACUCUCCUCAUUCAACUGGCAAACUAAAGACCUCAAUCAGACAAUCUCCUCAAAGUGUCAAAUCCCCCGUGUUGGUAUUCCAAGACACCAGAGACUCUUUACCACCAGCACAGCUCCGAGUUACUUUCUCAGAAGACCACGAUCAGCCCCAAACAACAGUUCUCACCCACCCCAGUCACCACUCUUUGACUGAACCUGUAUUUCUAAGAGAUGAACGACCUCAGGAUGAAAGAUCUGCAUCCGAACAUGUAACCUGCCCACCAGAGUCCGGUUCCUGGAACCGAGUUCAGGAAACGAGUGGAGGAGGGGCAGGUGUGUCUCCGGUUGUUUUCCCUCAGCCGCAGCCUGACAGACGGCCGUCUUGUGAGGUCGAGGACACGUGUGACUUUUCCCCCGAGUUCAGUCCUGCUCGCAGUCCCCAGCUCUGGAGCACGGCACGAGAGCAGUCCAGUCCGCCCAAGUUAGAGUCCGAGUUCCCCAGCUCAGACUCUUCCCCACAGCCUGAGAAGAUAAACCUCGAAGAUCUCACGGGGAUAUUGUCAGAGCCCGGCCACAUUCCAGAGCUUCUCCUGGACACUGCCGUCCCUCUUUCUGAGGAGGCCCCUGACCGUCCCGCUGCCCCCCACUCACAGGACCUCCCAGAAAACCCAGGGGACUUUCAGGGUCUGACGGGCUCUUUAGAAGUCUCACAGACCUCAGGUGAAUCUGCGGGGGCGGAGGAGGAAGUUGAUGACGAGGAAAGGUGGGAAAUGGAGCGCAAAGAAAGACAAGAACGAAGGCAGAGGGAGCUAGAAGAAGCCAAAGAGCGAGAGCGGCAAGAGCUGGAGCAACUGGAGAAAGAAUUGCAGCUUUUGCAAGAGGUGGAGCAGUCAAAACAGGUGACAGAAGAAGAAGAAACAGAAGUUAAGAAGGAGGAGGGGCAGGAGGAAAAGGCAGACAAUGACAGGGAGGAAUCUAAAGGUGAAAAUCCUCUGGAAAAAUACAUGCAAAUGGUCCUGGAAUCACGGGAGAAGCAGCGUCCGCAGGAAGAGGAAGCUGUACAAACGACUCCAGAGGAAAAAAGUUUGUCUUUGGAGAAAGAAGAAAGCAUUGCAGCUUUUUCUGCAAAAGAAGACGACGAUGAUUUCUGGUGAGCAGAUUUUUCACCGAAUCCCACAAACCCGCGUAAACCCGCCAUCUUUCAAAAGGAGGAAACACGAUGUAUGGAAGACUUUGCUUUUUAAUGUAUUGAUUGCAUAUGUGCAAAUACAUUUUUUAUUACUUAAGAAUCACAGAAAUGAGAACAAUCAUAUCUUUUUUAUGUUUUUUUUUUUUUUUUUUUUAUCUUCUUUUAAUAAAAACCAUC
Cololabis saira (Pacific saury) is the source of this 3561-nucleotide messenger RNA. It is a transcript of the gene ofd1, whose product is annotated as OFD1 centriole and centriolar satellite protein. Gene Ontology annotation, cellular component: centrosome; ciliary basal body. Bases 188 to 3349 code for a protein of 1053 amino acids. Gene Ontology annotation, molecular function: protein binding. Lineage: Eukaryota; Metazoa; Chordata; Actinopteri; Beloniformes; Belonidae. Gene Ontology annotation, biological process: epithelial cilium movement involved in determination of left/right asymmetry. The record is from RefSeq and is a predicted model, not a curated record. The transcript has 22 exons.